GUUUUGAUAUUUAAAUUCAAGUCUCUUCUACCAGGUACAGCAUCCUGCUGCAAAAAUGAUUGUAAUGGCCUCUCACAUGCAAGAGCAAGAGGUUGGAGAUGGCACGAACUUUGUUCUGGUAUUUGCUGGAGCCCUUCUGGAACUAGCUGAAGAGCUUCUGAGAAUUGGCCUGUCAGUUUCAGAGGUAAUAGAAGGUUAUGAAAUAGCCUGCAGAAAAGCCCAUGAGAUUCUUCCUGAUUUAGUCUGUUGUUCUGCAAAAAACCUUCGAGAUGUUGAUGAAGUGUCAUCUCUGCUUCAUACCUCCAUAAUGAGUAAACAAUAUGGUAAUGAAGUGUUUCUGGCCAAGCUUAUUGCUCAGGCAUGUGGUGAGUAUAUCAGUAAAUGAUGAAAAGCUCCAAAAUAA
Messenger RNA from Ailuropoda melanoleuca (giant panda), 403 nucleotides. RefSeq names its product T-complex protein 1 subunit theta-like. Gene Ontology annotation, biological process: protein folding. The transcript is spliced from 2 exons. The record is from RefSeq and is a predicted model, not a curated record. Bases 56 to 385 code for a protein of 109 amino acids. NCBI's taxonomy places the organism in Eukaryota, Metazoa, Chordata, Mammalia, Carnivora, Ursidae. Gene Ontology annotation, molecular function: ATP hydrolysis activity; ATP binding; ATP-dependent protein folding chaperone.